This is a messenger RNA of Daphnia carinata, 1079 nucleotides long. RefSeq names its product inositol monophosphatase 1-like. Gene Ontology annotation, biological process: inositol metabolic process; signal transduction; phosphatidylinositol phosphate biosynthetic process. The record is from RefSeq and is a predicted model, not a curated record. Lineage: Eukaryota; Metazoa; Arthropoda; Branchiopoda; Diplostraca; Daphniidae. Bases 199 to 1023 code for a protein of 274 amino acids. Gene Ontology annotation, molecular function: inositol monophosphate 1-phosphatase activity. The transcript has 7 exons.
AGGAAACCAUAGCGUACCGAUUUCGUCCUCUGUAGCACACUGCAGUGUGAUCUAAUUAAUUUAAAGAAACCUGCUCUCGCUAUCGAUUGAUAUGCAAUCGACAUUUUAGCAGACGACUCUUACGCUGUCAAAAUUCUGACCGCGAGAAACUUAACCGGUUUCACAUUAAAGCUAAUUGGUGGUUAGUUUUUCUUCAUUAUGACAGAAUUCAAUGUAGAAGUAGUUUUUGAGGUCGCGUUAAAGGCAGUGAAAGAUGCAGGAGAGAUUAUCAAAGAAGCUUUUUAUAAGAAGAAAUCUGUGCUCACCAAAUCUUGUGAGGUCGAUCUCGUGACAGAAACCGAUCAGGCGGUAGAGAAAAUGUUGAUUGGCAGGAUUAAAGAAAACUUUCCUAAUCACAUGUUUAUAGGAGAAGAAUCUGUGGCAGCUGGAGAAAAGUGUGACCUUACGAAUGACCCCACCUGGAUUGUUGACCCAGUUGAUGGGACAAUGAACUUUGUGCACUCCUUCCCUCAUUCAUGCAUUUCUCUUGCGGUCUUGUAUCAUAAAGAUGUUCACAUUGGCAUCAUCUUCAACCCAAUUCUAGACCAAAUGUACACAGCCAAACGUAAUCAGGGAGCAUUUCUCAAUGAUAAGCCAAUCCGAGUCUCUGAGGAAGAAGACCUGAGCAAAUCGUUAGUUAUUGCUGAAUUUGGCACAAACCGUGAUACCAAAAAAAUGGAAAGCGUUCUUAAAAACGUCUCAGCGCUUAUGAACAAAGUUCAUGGAUUACGUGCUAUGGGAAGCGCUGCAUUGAAUAUGGCCUCAGUCGCAGCUGGCGGGGCGGAUUGCUACUUCGAAUUCGGGAUUCAUGUUUGGGACAUAGCCGCCGGAGCGCUCAUUAUAAAGGAGGCAGGAGGUAUCUGUCUUGACACUGAAGGAGGACCAUUGGAUUUGAUGUCACGGCGAAUGAUAUGUGCCUCGUCAGAAAAACUGGCUCUGCAAAUCAUUCCUCUACUUGACCAAUUGAAAUUUGAAAGAGACUAACAUAGCUGAUUUGUGGGAUUUGAAUUCUACUUGAAAUAAAACCAAAGCUCUUAAGU